AUGUCGCUUCUCAGCAACCAAGAGGCUUCUAGGCCCGGGUAUUAUCUUCUUCAUCACACGGUAAUUAAGGAAGAUAGCCUGACGACAAAAACGCGAGUCGUUUUUGACGGUUCCGCGAAGACAUCGACCGGGGUGUCGCUUAAUGACACGUUCAUGAUCGGUCCGACUAUUCAAGAUGAUUUAUUUUCAAUCGUCACUCGGUUUCGUUCUCAUCCUGUUGUAAUUACAGCGAACAUUCAACAAAUGUACCGACAAAUUCGCGUUACUGAUAAUGAUCGGUUCUAUCAAAAGGUCUUAUGGCGAAAAAAUCAGGAUGAACCGAUUAAAACUUAUUCCUUGAAUACUGUUACAUUCGGUACUGCUUGUGCACCUUUUUUAGCGAUUCGUACAUUGCACCAAUUAGCAGACGAUGAAGAAUAUGCCUUUCCAGAGGCCGCGAAAAUUCUCAAACGCGACUUUUACGUUGACGAUCUUCAAACUGGAGCGAAAACAAUCAACGAAGCUCGUCAACUUCGAGAUGAAUUAAUUAAGCUCUUGCAAAAAGGUGGAUUCAAUCUACGCAAAUGGGCUUCGAAUAAGCCAGAAUUAUCGCAAGACCUUUCAAGUGAAACUUCAAAUAAAUAUAUGUCGCUUGAUCCUUCAGAUACGAUCAAGGCAUUAGGAAUUCAUUGGGAUCAUACAUCCGAUUCAAUUUUAUAUUCGGUUAAUUUGUCUGACUCAAAUGAUCGCGCUACCAAGCGGUCUAUUCUCUCGCAGUGUUCGAAACUCUUUGACCCUCUAGGAUUGCUAGGCCCCGUCAUUGUUGUAGGCAAAAUUAUAAUUCAACAGCUGUGGAAACAUCAGUUAGGAUGGGACGAUCAAGUUCCACCUGAGGUUCAUGAAAUGUAG
Molecule: messenger RNA, 888 nt
Organism: Belonocnema kinseyi
Lineage: Eukaryota; Metazoa; Arthropoda; Insecta; Hymenoptera; Cynipidae
Exons: 1
Coding region: 1-888 (295 amino acids)
Source: RefSeq, a predicted model, not a curated record